AUGGCUGAGAUGCAAGUCCAAACCGAGCCCCCUUCUAUUGGCAAGGCUUCGGCUGAGCUGCAGCCAAACUCUGCGGCUCCGGCUCAAGCUCAAGCCAAGCCCCCAUCUGACGCUCCAGCUCCGGCUGCGCAGCAGCAAAAGCGAGGUCCAUCUAUCCACCAGAUAUACGCGCUUCCUGCACCCAUCCGAACCUUCCCCCUCCCAACCUUCUAUCCCAACAACCCCAUUUCGCUGUUUCACGUUGCCUAUGCAUGGCUGGGCCAGGUUUUCCGACCCCCGCCCGCAGAGCCUGCCGUGAUCCACCAUGGCGUCUGGUCUGAGACGACAAUCUCAGUACACAUCAAAGACGAAAAGUCUAUGAGGGCCUUGUGGGAGCAAGGCUUCUACGGAAAGGGCAACCUGAGCCGCAGUGAGCCCAAUUGGCUUAAGAGAGAACAAGUCCAAAGAGGACUCCAGGAAGUCCAUGUCAGCGAAAUCUUUACGCAACAGAGGCGAGAGGAGCGAGCUCAAGCCAAGUGGGAGCGUGCGCGACUUGAGCAAGAGGCCAUUUUGCGGACAAAGCUGGAAGAGGAGCGGCUGGCCGCAUCCAGCCGCCGUGCAGAAAAGGACAAGGCUGUGCCAGACUCUACCCCAAGCUUCGUUGCGCCUGUUGGUCCGUUGGAGCUCCUCGCACUUCCAAAUUCAGCAGUCAUUGUAUCGCGCCUAGAGUCGAUUCUGACACCAAUAUCGAUUCUUGCACCUGUUGGACCGCUGCAGCUUUUGGCACUCCCGAACUCUGCUGCCGAUAUUGCCAAGCUUGCCAAAGUAAAUGCGUCCAAAGCCAACGAAUCGUCUUCUUCUCCUCACGGUUCAUCAACGGAAGACUCCGAAGAGCCCCGAACCCCCAUCACCAACGAAACUCCAGAAGUCUUUAGAGAUGAUAGAUCUGUAAUUUCAUCGAGUGAUGGCGUGGGAAAUAAGACGCUGAACCGCAGAAAGAGCGUUCGAUUCUCUCCCACCGUGGAAUCGGCAACGUAUAAGGCAUCCGAUCCUCCAAGCCCCAACCGCUCGCCUCCAGUGUUGUUUUCCCAGCCAUCCCAAGCCAAUGGCAACGGCAACUCAGAUAGCCAAACCCUGCCCUCACUUCCAUUGGCAAGCGUACCUGUGUCCGACCCCAUUAUCAAUAAGGAACAUCUCCAGUUGACGCCAGAGGAAGCUUUCUUCCUUUCCUUUGGCCUUGGUGUUUUAGAAGUUACCGACCCUGCAUCUGGCAGAGUGCUGUCGCGCCAAGAGCUCUUUUCUCUAUUCCGGCAAUAUUCAUACUUUCCUCCCCGCAAUGGCCCUGACGAACCCGAUCUGGAGCCGGACGAUGGAUUCUUGGUUCACUAUGCCGUCUACCAUCAUUUCAGAUCUCUGGGAUGGGUUCCUCGUGGGGGCAUCAAAUUUGGAGUCGAUUGGCUCCUUUACACCAGGGGUCCAGUGUUUGAUCACGCCGAGUUUGGCCUGAUUGUCAUUCCCUCGUAUUCAGAUGCAUGGUGGAAGAAAGAAGGAAGACAAGGCCCGCGAAAGCCGUGGUCGUGGCUGCACAGCGUUGUGCGAGUCUUGUCCCACGUCACCAAGAGCUUGGUGUUAAUCUACGUGGAUGUGCCGCCUCCUCAUAAAUUUGAAGAGGCGUUGAAGGAUGGCAUUACGGAGGCGAUGAAAUUGUACAAGAUCAGAGAGGUUAUGGUAAAGAGAUGGUCGAGCAAUCGAAAUCGAUGA
This is a messenger RNA of Trichoderma asperellum CBS 433.97, 1740 nucleotides long. RefSeq lists its product as uncharacterized. Lineage: Eukaryota; Fungi; Ascomycota; Sordariomycetes; Hypocreales; Hypocreaceae. Gene Ontology annotation, cellular component: tRNA-intron endonuclease complex. Gene Ontology annotation, biological process: tRNA splicing, via endonucleolytic cleavage and ligation; tRNA-type intron splice site recognition and cleavage. The record is from RefSeq and is a predicted model, not a curated record. Gene Ontology annotation, molecular function: nucleic acid binding; tRNA-intron lyase activity.